AUGUUCCGCAAGCUUCGACCCUCAUCUGCCUUCGGCCUCAAGCCUAAGAAAAGUAUCCACUCACUCAACUCCGUUCAAUCGCGAGAAUUGGGGAAAGAAGAACAUCAACUAAUGAUUCCUGAUGGCACGCAUCAAGACCAGCUGUUUAGCCCCAAGCAUGUGAAUUCCAUUCCGCCUAGUCAAGAUGAAACAGGAGAACGAUUGCAACCAAGCACAUCAUGUGAACGGAGGAAUGAAGCCUCCGCAAAUUCUCUGGCAUCUCGAUAUCACUGUGCAAUGAAAGAAGAUGUUCAGUCAACAUUCAAUCUCGGCAAAAAGAUUGAAGAAGAAACACCCUUGAAAACUACCGAAACAAGCUCCUCAACUUCAAGUAGUGAGUCGGAUUUCGAUUGGAAUGAAACCGAUGAAUCAGAGCUCGACGAAUCGGAAAGGCAGGCGCGAGAACAACGAAAGCUCCGCAAGGCGCAGGAAUUUGAGCUAAGCAUCCGUCAUGCCAAGCGUCUUCGGCGGUUCUAUCUCUUUCUCAUGAAGUUUUCAACUCCAGUCAGGACCACGAUUAUAGGUGUUUUGGGAAGCGGUAUUGCCAUCACGCCAGCGAUUCUCGUGUGGUUAAAAUUUACCCAAUUAUCAACUAGAGACCAUGUUCUAGCAUGGUCUAUUUGGCUCAGUACGAGUUUUGCUGCCUCUUGUGCAACUUCCAUAAUUGUCGAUGUCCUGCCCUCGAUCGCGAUCAAGUUAUUCGACCUGCUAUAUGGUGCGAAACCCGAAAAGUUAAAGACUCAAAUAGAGUUGUGGAUGAACGUCAGGUAUUGGACCAAAGUGGCUCUGGGUUUGACAUGUUAUUGGGUGGUUUUAUCCAUCAUGCUCUCCCGUAUGUUCGACUUCUACCGAGAACCACAUUUGGCGUAUUUCGACUGGGUCAUGAAGGUUACGGCGGGAUUAUUCACAGCAGGGGUAGUCUUGCUCGUCGAAAAAAUUCUGCUGCAGAUGAUUCAAUUGAACUUCCAUCGUACGAGUCUGAAAGACAGGCUAGAAGAAAACGAACGAGCACUCUGGGCGCUGGACCGAUUGGCUGCUGCCAAAGGGGUUUCACAUUCCCCCAAGAAACGAAAUUCGAAGUUUCUAAGUAAUAUAACUCAUAAUCGUACGAAAAGUGGACGGCGGACGACCCCCGUCAAGGACUCCACCGUAGUCGAUGUGCCGUCUGCUCCAAAAACCCCCAACCUAAAUUAUUCUUCAGAGAAGCGAACAGCUGAGACCAGCACCUCGGGUGGGAUUCCAUCCCUCCAUUUGACCAAAGAAGUAGAAUCAAUAGACCAAAAGAAACACACAAGACACAGAUCCUCAAAUCUUUUGAUGGUCACCGACCACUUAACUUCAGCCUUUAAUUCAGCUUUGAAACACGGAAUCAAGGACGUCAAUGGUGGUGUCGUAUCAUCCACCCACUCUGCCAAAAAACUAGCCAAAAAACUGUUUGAAGGUCUAGACGAAGACAGGGGAGGUGUGAUCACGCGGAACGAAUUCGAGCCAUACUUCAAAACCGCCAGUGAUGCUGCAAUGGCGUUUAAACUGUUUGAUAAAGAUGGAAAUGGUGACAUCGAUCGCAAGGAAAUGCGCAAUGCCGUUGUCAGAAUCUACAGAGAGAGGAUGGCGUUGGCCAUUGGCUUGAAGGAUAUGUCUUCGGCAGUUUCCAAAUUGGACGCGGUUUUAAUCUCAGUAGCCGUUAUGCUCACCGUUUUCAUAUGGUUCUUUAUAUUCAAUUCCAAAGGGACAUCAUCUCAGUUGGUACCGAUGGCCACAAUCAUUCUGGGAUUCUCCUUCAUUUUUGGGAAUGCAGCUAAAAAUCUGUUUGAGAGUAUGCUUUUUAUCUUCAGCGUGCAUCCAUAUGACGUUGGAGAUUUGGUUUCAAUAGAUGACGUCCAUAUGUUUGUUACUGAGUUCGGGCUUUUCUCAACAACUUUUCAGCGAGUGGACGGCCAGGUUGUAGUAGCUCCUAAUUCGCUUCUGAUUAGCAAGAAGCAUAUCAUCAAUAUUCGUCGAAGUGGCGCGAUGUGGGAAACGACCGAAGUCAUGGUAGGCUUUGAUACCCCCUUAGAGGUGCUGCAUGAAUUUCGGGCAAGGUUGAGGCAAUAUGUCAUUGAUAAUCCUCGGGAGUGGAAGGGAGGACUGGAUGUCAACAUCGAUUUUAUCAACAACCAAAAUUUAAUCCAAUUGAUCAUUGCAAUGGAGCAUAAAUCAAAUUGGCAAGAUUGGGGCGCUCGAUGGGAUCGUCGUACAUUGCUCAUGAAGGAAAUGAAGCGGAUAAUGGAUAGCUUGAACAUAACCUACAAGCUACCGCCACAACCUAUAUCACUUCUCCCGCAACGGCCUGGGCCUCGCGAACUUUCCUCAAGGCGCGAAGAAAAUUCCAUUCAUUCUCAACACCCCAAAGGUGGAGUUCCCCCACAGCGUUCUUCAACAAAUCCAACGGCUACUCGCACAAUUAAACCCUCGCGCCCUUCCCAAAAUGGGCGUCAUUUCACCUCAUUCAGAUUUCCUUCGACCCUGUAG
Molecule: messenger RNA, 2550 nt
Organism: Puccinia triticina
Lineage: Eukaryota; Fungi; Basidiomycota; Pucciniomycetes; Pucciniales; Pucciniaceae
Exons: 18
Coding region: 1-2550 (849 amino acids)
Biological process (GO): intracellular calcium ion homeostasis; calcium ion transmembrane transport
Cellular component (GO): membrane
Molecular function (GO): calcium channel activity; calcium ion binding
Source: RefSeq, a predicted model, not a curated record